This is a messenger RNA of Epinephelus fuscoguttatus (brown-marbled grouper), 4820 nucleotides long. Its product is annotated as sodium/hydrogen exchanger 9-like. The transcript is spliced from 16 exons. The record is from RefSeq and is a predicted model, not a curated record. Gene Ontology annotation, molecular function: sodium:proton antiporter activity. Gene Ontology annotation, biological process: regulation of pH; proton transmembrane transport; sodium ion transport. Gene Ontology annotation, cellular component: recycling endosome; membrane. Bases 43 to 1863 code for a protein of 606 amino acids. NCBI's taxonomy places the organism in Eukaryota, Metazoa, Chordata, Actinopteri, Perciformes, Serranidae.
GGAAAGCAGUUGUUUCCGAAAAGUUUGACCUCGGCUUUGAAGAUGUCGCACACUGACAAGCACAGUCAAGACAGCACCACACUGGCGGUGCUGGUAGCAGUUGGCUUGGCACUUGUGACUAUUCUCAGUGUGUGGAAGCUAAAACAGUUCAAAUAUAGACUUAUAAAUGAAACUGGAGGUGCAAUGUUUUAUGGCUUGCUUGUGGGUUUAACAGUGAGAUGCUUGUCAUUUGACUGGGGCGAACAUAUGGACAACAUGGAGACAGUGUGCAGCUGUGGUGCUCUUAACAGCACUCCUCGCUUCUUGACAGUGAACAUCACAUCACACUUUCACUGUUUCAGACACACUGGGAGAGUCAGCCAGCGAUGCCCACCGGUCUCAACCCCUCACGUGGAGACCUUUGAUCCCAAGGUCCUUUUCAAUCUGUUCCUGCCACCCAUCAUCUUCCAUGGAGCUUACACCCUUAAUCAGAGGCGAUUCUUUGAGAGUCUUGGAUCCGUUGUGACCUUUGCAUUUUUGGGUACUAUAAUCAGCUGUUGGAUCAUAGGGGCCUGCGUCUACGGCUUCACCAGACUGAUGGUGCUGUUGGGCCAGGCAGCAGAUGGAGACUUCUUCCUCACCGAUUGCCUCCUGUUUGGUGCCAUUAUGUCAGCCACUGACCCAGUUGCAGUCCUUGGCCUGCUGUCAGAGCUGCGUGUGGACCUGGAUCUGCACGCCUUGCUGUUUGGCGAGAGUGUCCUGAAUGAUGCUGUGGCCAUUGUCCUGACACAUGCCAUCACCGCCUAUAGCCAGAUGGGUGCAGGACAUGCCUUCGACCCUCCCGCCUUCCUCCUCUCUGUUGGUUAUUUUCUUGGAGUGCUUGUCGGCUCCUUCCUCUUGGGUUCCAUAUUUACUGUCAUAACAGCCCUCCUGACGAAAUUCACUCGGCUACGUGAGAAUCCGCUGCUGGAAACAUCCAUCGUCGUCCUGCUGUCAUGGAGCAGCUUCCUCUCAGCUGAAGCCAGUGGACUUUCAGGUAUUGUGGCGGUGCUGUUUUGCGGGUUGAGUCAGGCAAGGUACACAAUUCACAAUUUAUCUUGUGAAGGCAGGACCAGGAUCAAGCAGCUCUUUGAAGUCUUCAACUUCCUGGGGGAGAUUUUCAUCUUCAGCUACAUGGGAUAUGUAUUGUUGACGUUCCCUCACCAUGUCUUCAAAGCUCUCUUCAUUUCUGGGGCAUUUCUCUCCAUCUUUAUAUCAAGGGCCUGUAACAUCUACCCCUUGUCAUUCCUCCUAAACCUGGGACGCACAGCUAAGAUACCAUGCGCCUUCCAGCACUUCAUGGUGUUUGCAGGUUUCAGGGGGGCUGUGGCGUUUAGCCUGGCUGUAAAGGACACAUCCACAGAUGUGAAGCGCACCAUCCUCACCACCACUCUGCUGCUGGUCGGCUUCACCGUCUGGGUGCUGGGCACGGCUGCUGAUCCCACGCUGCGCUGUCUGAACAUCAGAGUGGGGGUGGAUGCAGAUGAAAAUCAAGAGGACCUGUCUUUUGAGGUUGCUACAGGGAGGCCAGACACAACACAGGGCCUGUGGCACCGCCUGGACUACAAAUAUCUAAAACCAGUGCUGACACACUGUGGCCCUCCCCUCACUGAUUCACUGCCACAGUGGUGCGGAGUAUUUGCUCGACCCUUCAGCAGCACCCAUGUCCAAGAGGUCGAAGAGCAGCUGUGUGAGGCUGAACCAGACGACUCCACUUUCGAUUUGGAGAAAACAAAGACCCCGCUUGGAUCCAUGGGAGGUGACUCUGGAUCCGCGCAGCAGGAAGACCUACUGGAGGGAGACCUGGGACUUGGCACUGCUCCUGCUCUUGCUAGGGAGGCCUGAAGCUCCAGGAGUCACCUCCAACCCUAGCUUAUCAGACCCUGCUGCCCUGAGGCGGAGGCCCUGCCUCCCACUAUGAAUGGGGUCACUGGCCAGGGCAUCUGAGAGGAGCUGAGCGGGAGUCGGCGUUACAAUGGCUCCCAAAAGGUCACGCACUCCCCUUGUGCUGACAUGCAUGCAAAGACACACUCACAGAGGGAGAAAUUACAAAGGCCGUUGCUCUUUCUGUUGCUUUGCUGAUGAUUUUCUCGGCUUGCUUUGCUCCAGUUUUCAGGAAUUUUAAUAAGCUGAAAUAGAAUGAUUAAUCCUGCCAGUAAAUGUCUAACACUGCGCACAGGAAGCAGGAUCUGACCCAUGUGUGCACUCUGUACUUUUCACACAGCAAGCAAAAGUUCUGGUGAAAAUACAACAUGCUAAGACGCACAUUAAUUGCCUGCGGCGCAGCUUCAUGCUACUCGUUACAUAAGGUCUUGGUUUGAAGCUUCAGGGAGAACUGCUCAUGAAUAUGUACCAUGAUUGAAAGCUACAGUAUUUCCCUUAAUCAGCUGAAAUGGUAUUUUUGUGCCAACUUUGCUUUGCUCUUCCCCAACUCCUUAUUAAACUUUUAUUGCACUGUUUUCUGCCACAAUCCUUUUAACUGAUUCAAAAUGUAUUCCAGUGAAUUUAUACUUAUACCCCCCCCCCCCACCCCCCCGUCUCCCCUCACAACUUGCUUAUCAUUCUGCGACCGGCUCGAAUACUUCCAAAUGCUUAAGUAUAUUAACAGCGUUUGGAAAAGAGACUACUAGCAUGUGAGGUUUCCUCUGACUUCUUUAUAGAUUGCACUUUGCUUUCUGAGUGCAUCAUUAUAAAUCUCAGAGCCCCGUUCCCCUUGCGUGGAGCAGAGUGUUGUGUACUGCUCAAAUCCAAUCUGUGAAGGAUAGGCUUUGUGAGUAUGCAGACUGUUUGGUUCAUAUUAAUAAAGCCAUUGUCCUUGAAGUGAGAGCUUUCCAUUUUACGUUGUGAAUGCUUGGGUGCAUCUGUGGAAUGCUCCUCUGUUUCAGAACUCGGUAGCAGCACAAAAAUUCACAAUGCAUUCUCCUUUGUUUGCGCCGUUGUUUGAGUUCAGUUUUGUUCUGAGCAAAAGAGACUGAAUGAUAGCGACGUAGCAUCAUGAGUCCUCAGACGGAGAUGCUUUAGUUUCACCCAUAAAGGAACAGUCUAAUUCUGAGAACAAUCUCAGUAGUUAGGGUGUCAUUUGCUGAGAUAAAACUGCACAAUAGGCCAUUGCAACACAAUGCACUAUAGCGCAUUUGUUCAGUGAUGUUCAAAGCAUAUAAACUUUAAAAUCUGAUUUUUGAAAUCUCGACGGCGAUGUCUCUUUCCACAAGUGACUCGUGGUGAACAAAAAAACGUAUUUUCAGUGGUUUCAUUGAGAAUUACUGAAGAACGCCCACGAGCCACAGCAUCUAUCUCUGUGCAGGAUGAAGAACCUCUCUCAAUAAGGGCGUAGAAAUUUUCUGUGUAACCUUGUUGAGGAAGUUAAAGUGCCGCUUGUCAAGUUUUUCAAGUGUCAUUUUUGGGCUUUUUCAGCAUCACAGACUAAAUGUUAAUGAGAGUUUUCACUGGAGUGAGAUAAAAGCUUCAAACCUCACAUCGUCACACUGAAAUCUGGAUGGAUUAAGAGCAAAAUUAUGAAUUGUCACUAUAACUUUCAUACUUUUAACCUUGUAUUCAAAUCAUAAAAUAUUAGCAUAUCUCCCUUUUUGAGCCAACUACUAAAUACAGUAUUUCUAAUUAAUAUGAAUAGCAUUUUUACGCAACAUACUUGAGGCAGCUUGUGGAGUUUUUGACCUCUAAUAACAACCUUAUAGAGAUGUUUUUAACCAUGAGGCAUUCUUGUUCUUGUGCCCAAGGGCGCACAUGCAUGGAGAUGAUGGGAUACAUAUUUAUGCUGAUGGUUUUACAUUAUUCCUCUCAUGUACAGGUUGCAAUAAAUCCCCAGGAAACGUAUUAACGCACCAGCAAAUGCAGGGGAGAAAAAGACUAUCAGGACGUAAACACAGACGUUAACACUGCAGGUUUCAUGAAAUAAGAAUUGCUUUGCAGAUGUUUUAUGAGAAAGGAAAUGCAUUUUACAUGAUGGUUAUGCUGAAAACACACCAAGCAGCAGCAAAGGGUGGCUUGCUGCAAUAAUUAUUUCCAUAGCCAGGUGGCGUGUCAAUGUGUAUCAGGUGGGGAGAAAUUCCUUAUAAUAUAGGUAAACAUGUCACAGGACUGUGUUUACUGUUAGGCUGCGGGUACUGUCUGGCUGCGAUUCGCCCCUAAAAGUUUAACUGUCCCCAACUUUUUGUAUGCCAGCACUUUGCAGCAAAAUCAACCCUCCCCCAGCUCAGAGUGGCUGCUGUAGCUUUCCAUAGACAUUGCAUGACAGCUUGCCGCAGGCCGCACUUCGCCACUGCUUGCCGUGUUUUCGGCUUUAAACCUCAAGGAAACCCAAACCAUGCCCAGUGGCUGAGGGACAUUAUGUCCUGCCUUAAUCUUGAGAAGAUACGCUACUCAGCUGGUAACUCAGAUAAAAAAUUCCAAAUGGUUUGGGGCUCCUUUCUGACAUACUUCCAGAGCUGUCAGUUAAAGUGAAGCUUUUGGGUUUGUUUCUUGUUCCUGUUACUUUCUGUCCGUGUAUACUCUGAUGAAGUACCCCACAUAAUCAUGCCUCCCCUUCUCUUUUAAUAUUGGGCCUGACUUUCAGCUCAUCUGUCAUUUACAUAUAUAUAUAUUUUUAUACUACUCAGAAGAUAGAGAACCGUCCUAUUGACGAUAUUCCAGCUGUUAUCAGGGGUUAGUGGAAUGGGGAGGAUUGUGAUUGGAUUUCAUGCUUUGUUCCUUGUCAUAUAUGUGCUUUAAAUUUGAUACCUGUUGUGAAUAUGCAUCAUGUAAACCUCUAGGAAAUACACAGUUCACUAACAAGAAAACUAGGU